This is a messenger RNA of Bombina bombina (fire-bellied toad), 5545 nucleotides long. It is a transcript of the gene BAIAP3, whose product is annotated as BAI1 associated protein 3. Bases 1 to 3516 code for a protein of 1171 amino acids. NCBI's taxonomy places the organism in Eukaryota, Metazoa, Chordata, Amphibia, Anura, Bombinatoridae. The transcript has 33 exons. The record is from RefSeq and is a predicted model, not a curated record.
AUGUCAACACUACUAGAGAUAAAAAGCAGUGUGCUCCGGCAGGUACAGAAUCGACAAUCAUUUCGGAGAAGAGGAGAGACAGAAUCCAGCAUUGGAAGUCCUGAGACUAACAGGGUGUCAAGCACUGUCAGGGAGGACACGGGUGAUUUUUUUGAUAGAAUGAAGAGUGUACUCCAGAAACAAGAGAGUGUGCAGCGGUAUUGGAGAACAGAGGGUGUUUUAAAUAAUAGUAUCCCACCUCCUCCUGAAAAUGUUGGAGAAAGAAAGGCAGCAGAGAAGCUGACACUGUCUAAGAGAGAGAUGGAAAUGCUGUAUGAGGAAAUGAUCUAUACCCUAGUGUACAUGGCUGGUGUUGUGUCAUCUGAACAUGUUGGAAGUGAAGAAGAAUUAUUCAGUUACCUACAGAAGGUUUUUGAAAUUAGUAAGAGUGACCAUGAUUAUAUUCAUCUUCGUGUCAAAGAGUCAAAGGCUCCGAUCUAUGCUUUAAAGGUCACAGUGGUACAGGCUAGAAAUCUUCUGGCUAAAGAUGCCAACGGAUUCAGCGACCCAUACUGCAUGCUGGGAAUUAUGAUUGUGCAAAACUCAAAGGAAACUGAGGAAAAGAAGGAGAGGAAAUUUAGCUUCAGAAAGAAGAAAGAUAAGAUGGAGAAACGAUCGAGUAUAAGAGAAGUGCUGCCGGCAAAGUACAUCCAGGUCACAGAGGUCAAGAGCAAUACUUUGAAUCCAGUUUGGAAUGAAAACUUUCUUUUUGAAAUAGACGACAUUUUUUCUGACCAGCUUCACUUGGAUAUCUGGGACCAUGAUGACGAUGUGUCGGUUGCCGAAGCUUGCAAGAAACUUAAUGAAGUCAGUGGGUUUAAAGGAAUGGGCCGGUACUUUAAGCAGAUCGUUAAAUCUGCACGGGCAAACGGAACAGCCGGAUCUGCUGAAGACAAUGCGGAUGACUUUUUAGGAUGUCUCAACAUCCCCAUUAAUGAAAUCCCUGUUGGUGGUGUAGACAAGUGGUUUAAAUUAGACCCACGAACAAGCUCAUCUAGAGUUCAAGGUGAUUGUAACUUAAUAAUCAAGCUAAUUACCAACCAGAGGGACACAGCAUUAAGUAAAAAAGCAUCCGGCACCGUAAUACAUGAAAUGUUGUUAAUCCAGCUGCUCCAGUACGAACACGAACAGACAGAGACAGACUAUUGGAGUUGGAAAGGGGAAAUGAGCAAGCACGCGUUCACCAUAUUGUCACAUCACAGCAUGCAGAUGGAUCUGUCUGCCCUACAACAGGCAGUCAUAAAAUGGCAAGCAUUCAGCAAGCAUCACCAGGUACACACUAUGGACUACAGUUACCUGUUAGGACUUCUGAAAUCAAUUGAGGAACAGUGGGACCCUGUGCUAUUCAAGAGAGAACAGGAGCAGAGUUUAGCAGAAAGCUUCACGCUGUUCACUGAAUAUUGUUUUUUGCUAUUGAAAAAAUUAAGGGACACCUUUCCUGUUCUGAACACAACUAUCAUUAGCCGGUUGGAAUUCAUGCUACGGUGUCUCAGUCAGAUUCACAACAUGCAAUCUUUCAAAAUGGUGUGUCCCUUUCACAACGAGCUGCAUCUGGAGAUCGCAGCUGUUAUAAAGAAAGGCACAUUGGAAUGGUACGAGAAAACAUAUGCCUGUCUGAAACCAGAAGAAAAGAAUGAUGUGGAUCAUUUAAGAUGUCUAGUAAAGUUGGCUGAUGCCGUACACGAAGAUGUUGAGAAGAGUCAAAAUGUGUAUAACAAACUCUUUGUCAAUAUCGUCAAAGUGGAUUUCUUCAGUAUCACAUAUCGGCAACUAGAAAAACUGGUGGCUGAUGACGUUAGCGCUGCUAUGGAAGAGCUACGAGGAUCAGAGCAUGAAAGCCCGCACAUAACACACGCAAUGGGAGAGGCUUUGUUCGAGCUUUAUAUCACUUUAAACGAGCUGCGGAAGUUUAGAGAUUACUUACCACUAAAAGACAACAAAUCUCUGGCAUUAUCUGGAUUCCACAACAUGUUUAAAGUUUCAGUUCACAUCUGGUUGCAGACUAUCCACGAGAAAACAUGUGAAAGGAUUCACAAAGCAGUUGAAGUGGAUAAACUGGAAUAUGUAGACUCACUCUCCAAGCACAGCAGCUCUGCAGUCAAUGUUACAAUUUGCUUCUCACAAAUCAAAGAAUUUUGGACCCAACUUGCCUGGCCGGACUCUGCAGAAGGAUUUGUAUUUCUAACUCAGCUCUCUGAUGAUAUCUGCAAAGCAGCAAUUCAUUAUUCUGAAGCAAUUAAACGUAAAGUUGACAGAAGUCAUCAAACAGCUGGACAGGCAGUUGUCACAGAGCAGCUCUGCAUUAUACUGAAUAACGUUGAGCAUGUGCGGAAGUUCAUGGGUAAUAUUCUCAGAGAUCUGGAAUGGAAACCGCUUGAGCCUGCAGCAGAUUCACCUUCUGGGGCUGAUGGGAAACAGCAAGUGCAGAAAACUCUGAGCUCUCAGCUACAAAACAUUGAUAUGGAUAUGCAAAGAGAGGCAAAGAAUCUGAUCUCACAUCUAACAGAAAAGAUGAUUGGUGAUAUAAAGAAAUAUAUUCAGCACAUAAGUCUUUCUCCAGACUCCAUCCAAAAUGAUGACGCGGUGUCACCUUUAAUGAAAUAUCUUGAUGACAAAUUAAUUAUAUUGAAUGAAACUUUGGUGAAAGAAAACCUAUACAGGGUACUGGAAGCUCUGUGGUGGCUUCUUUUGAAGUUUAUUAUUGAUGCUGUGGAAUCUAACAGAGGAGUGUCUGUGGAAUUUUAUGGACGGUUUUACUAUACACUAGAGGCGCUAGUAGAUUUCUUUCAUGCAGAGGGACAGGGUUUACCACUGGAAACCUUACGGAAUGGAGACUACAGGUUUUUGGAGGAAGAAUUACGUUUGAAUAAAUGCUGCACAAGUGAACUCAUUGAAAAAUAUUACCUGGACAAUAUCAAAGAACAGAGAUCUACUGAACAGAGUAAAUAUGGAAGAAUCAGUGUCAAAUGUUACUAUGAAACAUCAGAGCAAAAGCUUUAUGUGGAAGUUCUGCACGCGGCCGACCUCAUGGCUCUGGAUGCAAAUGGUCUCAGUGACCCUUUUGUCAUCAUUGAACUAUGUCCUCAUCAUGUUUUUCCAUUUGUAAAAGGUCAAAGGACACAAGUAAAAGCCAAAACGCUGCACCCAGUAUAUGAUGAGCUGUUUUACUUCUCGGUGUCUUCUGAACAGUGCCGGAGAAAAUCUGCCUGCAUUCAGUUUACAGUUAUGGAUCAUGACUGGCUCUCUACCAAUGAUUUUGCAGGGGAGGCUAUAUUGCCUAUGAACAUCAUUUAUGGACUGAACAGACCCCACAUAACAGGAGGGGUGAAGAAUGUACAGCCAACAGUAUUAAAACUGACAAGACCCAAAGGCAACGUUAAGUCAAUACUGAAAAUGCUGGAUGGUAGAUUGGACAGAGAGGCACAGGACUUUGUUAAGAAGCUCAAAGAAAUGGAAAAAUAUAUGGAAGACGACUGAAUCCCUAUUUAUACUGUACAAAAGAAAUUGGAUCUAAAUAAUUAGUACAGAUAAAAAAAAUGUUUGAUAUUACUAUAAUUUGUUAUUUAUUGUUAAAGUUUCAGUCCAUUUGAGACGACUAAAAGUUUAUUAAAUGUUCUUUAAAUAUUGUAAUAUCCGGUGUAUCAUGGAAAUAUUUUCUAUUCCACUGUCUGAGUAAUCAACCUUUUCAUUCUAUUCAAAGGAAAUUUUGGAGCAUGUUCAAAAAAAAGAAUUUUGAAUAACAAAGUUACUGAGAGUCAGUAAGAACCUUUAGUGCCAUCUGUUGGCAAAAAACCAACACAGUAGAAUAUUAAUAGACAUUCAUUUAGUGAACAGAUUUAUUAAUACAUAGUUAAAAGAUUUUCACAGAUAUUCGGGUCCUACACUUUUUUACAAAUAAAUCCAGCGCCAAAAAGAGCUGAAUUUUGAAGACCACAGCGAUUUUCAUAAUUUGUUUAGUGAACAGAUUUACUCAUAAAAAAUUGCAACACACAAUUAUUUCGAUUUUCACAGAUAUUUCUGUGCAGCCAUUUUUUUUUUUUACAAAUAAAUCCAGCACCAAAAAGAAUGUAAUGCCACAGACUGCUACUAUUUUCGUUAUUUGUUUAGAGAACUAAUGCUAAAACGCAAUUCUAGAUAUUUUAUUUUCAAAAGUAUAGUGAUUAAAUAAAUCUUUGAAACAUUCUUUUUUUAAAAAAGUCUUAAACAUGGCUUCAUCUUUAAUAUUUUACAACCAAGUCCAAAGCAAAAAUAUUUAUUUAUUUGUGGUAGAAGCUGAGGUGCACGGAACACGGUGUCUCGAAAUACUGCAGAUGUAGUAAUAGGAAACUUACAAAAUGCCAAACGUAGGAUUGACCGAUGUCCAGUAUUUAGAGACAGUAAACACUUUAAGAUGCAAUAUAAAAUAAUUAGUUAUGCUUAGUAACACACCGUAGCAAUAUAUUUUCAAUGUUUAUUUUGCCCCCCUUUUCAUGUAAAUUUAUAGAUCAGAAGAAAAUAUAGCAAGACUACAGAAAAAUAUAUUUUUUUUGCAAGGUGUUUAAGUGUCCAUGAUUAAAGGGAUAUGAAACCCAAAUAUUUUCUUUCAUUUCAUGAUUCAGAUAGAGCAGGACAUUUUAAGAAACUUUCUAAUUUACGCCUAUUAACAAUUUUUCUUCGUUCUCUUGUUAUGCUUUGUUCAAUGAGCAGCAAUGCACUACUGGUUGCUGACUGAACACAUGCGUGAGCCAAGGACAUUCGGUGUAUGUAUAUAUAUAUAUACAUCCACCAAUCGGCAACUAGAUCCUAGGUUCGUUGCUGCUCCUGAUCUUUCAUAGAUAAACCUUUCAGCAAAGGAUAGCAAGUGAAGGAAGCAAAUUAAAUAAUAGAAGUAAAUUUGAAAGUGGUUUAAAAUUGUAUUCUCUAUCAGAAUCACGAAAGAAAAUGUUUGGGUUUCAUGUCCCUUUAAACUGUGCACAACCUGAUCUGUGGUCUGAUGUUGGCAUUCAGCUGUCAUGAGCUUCAGGAUCAUGGGCAAAUAUCAGGGCCUGCAGGCAAUGGGGCCCAUUCUGAGAUCCAAUGUGGAAAUAAAACUGACAAGGGCUUCAAGGUCAUGAUCUGAUGACAAACCCAACUGCCGCUACCCACUAGUUGCACAGCUGACAGUCAUAGAAAUGUCUUUAAUAACCAGACUGUCACUGUGCGGAAUUAGACAAAAAGAUUUCUGCACUGCUGGUUAUACAAUUAAUGCCAACCAUGCAAUCAAUCCUGUAGGGGUGCAAAUAAUAUAUAAAACUUAUUAGGAAACGGUGUACACUACAGAAAUAUAUAUCAUUUUUUUACAUUAUGCUACAAAUCCAAAAGCCAGAGCACAAAUAAAUAAAUGCAGAAAUAGAUUUUUUUCACCAUUUUAUACAUCUUAAAUUAAGCAAUGGAGACUCUUUUAAAUGGAUAUAAAAUAGGACUUCUUUAGUAGCAAUAACACAACACAUUACAAAACUACGUUUUAGGUGACGAUAUUUUUGCAGCA